AUGGAAGUCUUAUCUACUUCCACGCCUCUAACACUUCACACCCGCCGUCUCCCCUCUUCAUCUUCUCCCGUCACCUCCUUCGCCGCUUCUUCCCUCUCUUCCUUCUCCUCCUCCUACCUCGGAAUCUCCCUCUCCAACAACCGUAACCACCGCCUCUCCACAACUCCAACGAACUCCCGCCGGCUCCCCCGCAAGAAACGAAACAAACUCACCCCGAUCUCAGCCGUUUUCGAGCGGUUCACGGAACGAGCCAUCAGAGCCAUAAUCUUCUCCCAGAAGGAAGCUAAAUCGUUGGGGAAAGACAUGGUCUACCCUCAGCACCUUCUCCUCGGCCUGAUCGCAGAGGAUCGCGACCCUCGGGGGUUCCUUGGAUCCGGAGUGACCGUAGACAAGGCGCGUGAGGCUGUGUCGAGUAUCUGGGACGAAGCUAGCUCCGACGAUUCCGGUUUAUUGGAGUCGUCGUCGAGUUCGUACUCUAGGUCCACGGAUAUGCCGUUCUCGAUCAGCACGAAGCGGGUGUUCGAAGCUGCGGUGGAGUAUUCGAGGACUUUGGAGUGUCAGUAUAUUGCUCCCGAGCAUAUAGCUGUCGGACUAUUUACCGUUGAUGACGGUAGCGCUGGGAAAGUCCUCAAGAGAUUGGGAGCAAAUAUGAAUUUGCUCACAGCAGCAGCACUGACCAGACUUAAAGGAGAGAUUGCCAAAGAUGGAAGAGAACCACCUUCUUCUAAAGGGAACUCUGACGCUUCACCUAAUGGCAGAGUUGGUGGUCCUGGAAGAACGAAAGAGAAAAGUGUACUGGAACAGUUCUGUGUGGAUCUCACGGCACGAGCUAGCGAGGGGCUUAUUGAUCCUGUUAUCGGCAGGGAGAAGGAAGUUCAAAGAGUCAUCCAGAUACUUUGCCGCAGAACCAAAAACAACCCCAUUCUUCUCGGUGAGGCUGGUGUUGGGAAGACCGCCAUUGCUGAAGGACUUGCGAUUAGUAUUGCAGAAGCAAAUGCUCCUGGUUUUCUCUUGACGAAACGCAUCAUGUCCCUGGAUAUAGGACUGCUUAUGGCUGGUGCAAAGGAAAGAGGGGAACUGGAAUCACGAGUCACUGCUUUGAUAAGCGAAGUUAAAAAAUCAGGUAAGGUCAUUCUCUUCAUAGAUGAAGUGCACACUCUUAUUGGAUCUGGCACAGUCGGAAGAGGCAACAAAGGGUCUGGUCUUGACAUUGCUAAUCUCUUGAAACCACCACUUGGGAGAGGUGAACUUCAGUGCAUUGCAUCCACAACCCUUGACGAAUUCAGGAGUCAGUUUGAGAAGGACAAAGCACUAGCGAGGAGAUUCCAGCCAGUGUUGAUUGACGAGCCAAGCGAGGAAGAUGCGGUGAAGAUUUUGAUAGGCCUUCGUGAAAAAUACGAAGCCCAUCACAACUGCAAAUACACUAUGGAAGCCAUAGAUGCUGCAGUCUACCUUUCAUCGCGAUACAUCGCGGAUAGAUUUCUUCCGGAUAAAGCUAUUGAUCUUAUUGACGAGGCGGGAAGCAGAGCUCGCAUCCGAGCUUUUAGAAAGAAGAAGGAGGAUGCUAUCUGUAUCCUUUCGAAGCCGCCCGAUGAUUACUGGCAAGAGAUCAGAACUGUUCAGGCCAUGCACGAAGUGGUUCUAUCAAGCAGGCCGAACCAGGAAGAUGGUAAUGCCAUUGCAGAUGAGUCUAAUGAACUAGUUGAGGAGUCUUCUCUGCCGCCUGCAGCAGGCAACGAUGAGCCUAUAGAGGUGGGACCUGAUGACAUUGCAGCCGUUGCAUCGGCUUGGUCUGGAAUUCCAGUUCAGCAGAUCACAGCAGAUGAGAGAAUGCUUCUUAUGGGUCUAGAAGAUCAGCUUAGAAACAGAGUCGUUGGUCAAGAUGAGGCCGUAGCUGCCAUAUCUAGAGCUGUGAAGAGGUCACGUGUUGGCUUGAAAGAUCCUGACCGUCCGAUCGCCGCUAUGCUUUUCUGUGGACCAACUGGAGUUGGAAAAACCGAACUCACAAAAGCUCUGGCAGCUAAUUAUUUCGGAUCGGAGGAAUCUAUGCUGAGAUUGGACAUGAGUGAGUACAUGGAGCGUCAUACGGUGAGCAAGUUGAUAGGCUCUCCUCCCGGAUAUGUUGGUUUUGAAGAAGGCGGAAUGCUCACUGAAGCUAUCAGGAGACGUCCUUUUACAGUGGUUUUAUUCGAUGAGAUAGAGAAAGCCCAUCCUGAUAUUUUCAAUAUUCUUCUCCAGCUCUUCGAAGAUGGCCAUCUAACUGAUUCACAGGGAAGGAGAGUAUCUUUCAAGAACGCACUGAUCAUAAUGACUUCUAAUGUCGGAUCAUCAGCCAUUGCCAAGGGAAGACAGAGGUCAAUCGGUUUUAUCCUCGAUGAUGACGAAGAGGAAGCUUCUUACUCUGGUAUGAAGGCUUUGGUAGUCGAAGAACUCAAGAACUACUUCCGUCCAGAGUUGUUGAACCGGAUUGACGAAAUCGUCAUCUUCAGACAGCUCGAGCAGGCUCAGAUGAUGGAGAUUUUGAAUCUGAUGUUACAAGACUUGAAGUCGAGGCUUGUGGCACUUGGAGUCGGCUUAGAGGUGUCUGAACCUGUCAAGGAGCUUAUAUGCAGACAAGGCUAUGAUCCGGCCUACGGUGCACGACCACUACGUAGAACCGUCACGGAGAUUGUGGAAGAUCCACUCAGCGAAGCCUUUCUUGCUGGGAGCUUCAAGCCCGGCGACACGGCAUUUGUGCUUCUCGAUGAUACCGGAAACCCUUCGGUUCGGACCAAACCAGAUUCUUACACUGUACGAGUUACAGACAAGACAUCGAUCGCAUAGAUUUUCACCAUUGGAGGAUUGUAUAUAAAGAUUCUUUGGUUAUACUCAAUCGCCUUAUAGUUGAACCUCAAUUGCUUGUUGCAAAUGUGUGUAUAUAUAUAAAGAUACAUAGUGAUUAGUGCGUGAGGUAAUUGUAGUAGCUUAUUAAAUUAUGUAUUUGUUACUCGAAUUAUAUUAUACUUUUAAUUUUCUAAA
Molecule: messenger RNA, 3018 nt
Organism: Brassica oleracea var. oleracea
Lineage: Eukaryota; Viridiplantae; Streptophyta; Magnoliopsida; Brassicales; Brassicaceae
Product: chaperone protein ClpD, chloroplastic
Exons: 12
Coding region: 1-2823 (940 amino acids)
Biological process (GO): cellular response to heat
Cellular component (GO): cytoplasm
Molecular function (GO): ATP binding; ATP hydrolysis activity
Source: RefSeq, a predicted model, not a curated record